Acomys russatus (golden spiny mouse) is the source of this 2568-nucleotide messenger RNA. RefSeq names its product MAS related GPR family member F (gene Mrgprf). The transcript is spliced from 2 exons. Lineage: Eukaryota; Metazoa; Chordata; Mammalia; Rodentia; Muridae. Gene Ontology annotation, molecular function: G protein-coupled receptor activity. Gene Ontology annotation, cellular component: membrane. The coding region runs from base 401 to 1432 and encodes 343 amino acids. Gene Ontology annotation, biological process: G protein-coupled receptor signaling pathway. The record is from RefSeq and is a predicted model, not a curated record.
CCUCUGUUGCCCAUUUCUAGGACUGAUAGCUGAGACCUCUAUCCAAGCACAAAGGAGGUUCUCCAGGCCUGGGUGCAAGGUACCCCAUCGUGAGCAUUGCCUGGAACAUUCUGGCCUAGACACCUUGCAGUCCAAUGAGAAGAGAAAGGAGAAAGCAUCUUCCCUGGGGAGUGACAGUGGGGCCCAGGAGCCAGGAAAGGGUCUGAACGUGAACCCACAGGCAGGAGGAGCAGGAAGGGUCCAGAGUCCCUGCCUCAGAGGGAUCCAGGGGCCUGGUGGGCUGGGAGCCUCUGAGAGGGGGCAGGUGCUGACCCCACUCUACCCUCUCUCUAGGCUUUUGCCAAGCAGGAACACAGGCUGGUGAGCUCCCAGCAGGAGCUUGAACUCCAUAUUUCUGGAGAUGGCCGGAAACUGCUCGUGGGAGGCUCACUCCACCAAUCAGAACAAGAUGUGUCCUGGGAUGGGCGAAGCUCUGGAGCUCUACAGCAGAGGCUUCCUGACCAUUGAGCAGAUUGCUGCGUUCCCUCCACCUGCCGUCACAAACUACAUCUUCCUAUUGCUUUGUCUGUGCGGCCUGGUGGGCAACGGGCUGGUCCUCUGGUUUUUCGGCUUCUCCAUCAAGAGGACACCCUUCUCCAUCUACUUCCUGCACCUGGCCGGCGCUGAUGGGAUCUACCUCUUCAGCAAGGCUGUGAUCGCCCUCCUGAACAUGGGGGCCUUCCUGGGCUCCUUUCCCGACUACGUUCGCAGGGUGUCCCGGAUCCUGGGGCUCUGCACGUUCUUUGCAGGCGUGAGCCUCCUGCCGGCCAUCAGCACCGAACGAUGCGUGUCCGUCAUCUUUCCCGCUUGGUACUGGCGUCGGAGGCCCAAGCGCCUGUCUGCUGGGAUCUGUGCCCUGCUCUGGCUGCUGUCCUUCCUGGUCACCAGCAUCCACAACUAUUUCUGUAUGUUCCUGGGCCGCGAGGUUUCACCUACAGCCUGCCGCAACAUGGAUAUCUCCCUGGGCAUCUUGCUGUUCUUUCUCUUCUGCCCACUCAUGGUACUCCCCUGCCUGGCACUCAUCCUGCACGUGGAGUGCCGAGCACGGCGCCGCCAGCGCUCUGCCAAGCUCAACCAUGUGGUCCUGGCCAUUGUCUCUGUCUUCCUUGUGUCCUCCAUCUACUUGGGGAUUGACUGGUUCCUCUUCUGGGUCUUCCAGAUCCCAGCCCCCUUUCCGGAGUAUGUCACUGACCUGUGUAUCUGCAUCAACAGCAGCGCCAAACCCAUUGUCUACUUCCUGGCUGGGAGAGACAAGUCGCAACGCCUGUGGGAACCUCUCAGGGUAGUCUUCCAGCGGGCUCUACGGGAUGGUGCUGAGCCGGGGGACGCUGCUAGCAGCACACCCAACACAGUCACCAUGGAGAUGCAGUGCCCUUCUGGGAACGCAUCAUGAGAGGCCAGCAUGGGGGGGCAAGGCUGCUGCCAACAGCCGCCAGUAGCUUCCAGAGACACCUGCCUGAGGGCAGAAGCAAAGCAGCUGCUCCUGUGCCUCCGGGCAGAAGAGCUGCCUUCACACGAGGCAUCUACCUCUUGCCAGGUGUGGCCAAGAGGCUGAGCAGCCACCUGUAGACAGACUCUGUGGUUUCUGCUCCCCAGCCAUCUGUCUGUGACUCAGUGUACCAAAGUUGCCCUCCUCAAUAGAAGGGGGUCCCUCCUCAAUAGAAGGUCAUGAAUGAAGGCAAGAAGGAGGCCACCUCCACAAACAUGACUCAGUCAGCGUCACCCGCUCUGGGCCAGCAGCCUCCCAAGGCAGCAUCUGAACAGAGCCGAGAGAAUGGUGCUAUCUGGAAGAGGAUCCUGUCCACCUACAUCGUGGUUUUCAAACAAGUUCCUGUCCCUUUGAUGAGUCAUCUGGUGACUUUAAUGGGGUAGGACCUGGCCUUGGCAAGCCAUGUGACCCAGGAAGAACCUUCUGCCACCCUGGGUAGCUGACUGCUUUUCUGACACCCCAUCCCCUCCCCAGCCCGCUCUGGGCAGCUGUCCAUACACUCCAUAUCUUGUAGGCCACGCAUCAGCUCCCUACCAGUCUCCAGUGCCCAUUUCAAACUGGACUCUGGUCUCAUCCUGACCCCAGUGGGGGCUGCCACCAUGAUGCCAUCCAUCAUUCAGUAUAGUGGCCUCCGUAGCCAAAGGAAGUUUUAUAAAAGAUAAUAAAGUAUAUAUCAAUACGCAUUUUUAAAAAUCUUGCAACGAGGCAGGCUCAAUGCCCACUGUCUUCUCUGUGUUUCUGUGUCCCACAGUGAGGACAACCAAGGGCAACUGGAGUCCAGGGUGGGUGGCCAUCUGGUCCUUUCCUCUCCCUCUGGGUCUCCUCUGGUUAUUUGGCCACACCUCUGAGCUGCCUUAUGCUCUGCCUGACCCUGUUUAUAUGUAGGUUUCCGUGGCUCCUAAGGAUGGAGCUCAUCGAUGGAGCUGUACCCAUCCACAGAGAGCCAGGGAGGGGAGACAAGCAGGGAAGGGGUGAGCAGCAUACCCACCCAGUGCCAGGCAUGCUAGCCACACACCCUGAGUCCACUAAGCUUUGUUCCA